UACAUCUUCGGCUUCCGAGCGGACGUCAAAGACAAUGUCCACUACGCGGAGGACGGCUCGGUCGUGUAUCCGGCCGGGCACAAUGUGGUGCUAUACUCACCCGACACGCGCACCCAGCGCCUCAUACCGGGCACACUGGAGAGCGAGGGCAUCACCGCCCUCUGCGUCUCCUCCAACAAAAAGCUGCUGGCCGUGGCGGAGCGCUCGGACAAGGCCAUGAUUAGCGUCUACGACAUGCAGACGCUGAAGCGGCGGAAGGUGCUCGUCUCCUCAGAUGCCGGCUCCAAGGAGUACGUGAGCCUGUCUUUCAGCGGCGAUGGCAAGAUGCUGAUCGGCCAGGGCGGUGCGCCCGAGUAUAACUUGGUGCUAUGGUUGUGGGAGAAGAGCAAGGUGGCCAGUGUGGUCAAAACCACCAACCAGCAAGGGGCGCCCAUGUACAGCUGCGACUUUUCGCACGGGGACUCCUCUCUGGUUGGCGUUAUCGGCCAGGGCAUCUUCAAGAUGUUUCGUAACGCCGACAGCGGUCUGAAGCAGGCCAACCCCAUCAUUGGCAAGCGGGACCCCUCCCUGGCGUCAUGUCAGGUGGGUUGCCAACGUGAGCGGCUGCUGCUGGGAAUGGCGGAUGGGGAGGUGCUGCUGCUGGAGGUGGGUUGCAUGUGUUUUCCAACCCCACCCCACCCCACCUCGCCGCCCCCGAACUCCCACCUCCCCAUAACCACCCGCAACCCGGAACCCCCAAUUUCCCAACCCCCUCCCCCCCCCGCUAUCCCGCGCUACCCCCAAUCCUCACCUCUACAGGGCACAGACCUGAAGGCCGCCUUCUCCUGCGACAACGGCCUGCCCGCCUGCUCCAUCGCCGUCUACUCCAAGGGCUUUGUGGUGGGACAGGACCAGGGCGUGGUGACCAUCUUUGAGCGAGACGACAAGGAGUUCUACCGCCGUGCGAGGGCCUUCACCAUCGAGGGGAAUCCCUGCAAAGUGCUUAAUUUGGCCAUCUCCCCGAAUGAGGAGCACCUGGUGGCCUCCCUGGACAACAACCAGGCCUACACGCUGAUGCUGAGUAACCAGGAGAUCAUGAAACACGACGAAAUGAACUUUGAGAUCCUGGGCACCCCCAACCACGCCGGUCCUGUGACGGGUUUGGACGUGUGCGUGCGUAAGGCCCUCAUCGCCUCGUGCUGCUCCACCGAUCGCUCUGUACGGCUGUGGAACUGGGUGGAUCGUACAUGCGAGCUGCACCGUACAUUUGCGGACGAGAUCUUCUCCAUCGCCAUACACCCCACGGGCCUUAUGAUUCUUGUGGGAUUCGCUGACAAGCUGCGUCUGAUGUCCGUGUUGAUGGAGGAUCUGAAGACCAUCAAAGAGCUGGGCAUCAAGGGGUGCAGGGAGUGCUGCUUCUCCACCGGCGGACAGUACUUUGCCGCCGUCAACGGCACCACCAUCUCCAUCUACAACACCUACACCUGCGAUAACGUGGGCAAUUUGAGGGGCCACAACGGCAAGGUACGUUGUCGUGUGGGCUCUAGUCAUUGA
Volvox carteri f. nagariensis is the source of this 1533-nucleotide messenger RNA. RefSeq lists its product as uncharacterized. Gene Ontology annotation, molecular function: protein binding. Lineage: Eukaryota; Viridiplantae; Chlorophyta; Chlorophyceae; Chlamydomonadales; Volvocaceae. The annotation marks the transcript as partial. The transcript has 9 exons. The record is from RefSeq and is a predicted model, not a curated record.